Aspergillus versicolor CBS 583.65 is the source of this 360-nucleotide messenger RNA. RefSeq lists its product as uncharacterized. The record is from RefSeq and is a predicted model, not a curated record. NCBI's taxonomy places the organism in Eukaryota, Fungi, Ascomycota, Eurotiomycetes, Eurotiales, Aspergillaceae. The transcript has 3 exons. The coding region runs from base 1 to 360 and encodes 119 amino acids.
AUGCUGCUGCCCAAACCACUCGGUGCUGUCCUGGUCCAGCUUGCCGUGGCCUCCGCGGCUGGAUGCGGCGAUGCCGACGCCUGCAUUGGAACCGAGCAUUGCGUAACCAAAACAUUCACGACCCCCGUCUCAACAGUGGUCACCACUUGCGUCCCAACCCCGACCUGCGUCGGUGUAUACGGAAGCUGCGAUUCCGGCGGCUCCGGUCCCCUGUGCUGCUCGACCUACUGCGCCGCGACUAAGUGUCGCAGCACGGACGACGACUGGCCCAACUGCUCAGAGGACAUGGGACCUUGCAUUGCGGACGAGAAUUGCUGCUAUCAGAACAAGUGUGUUGAAGGCCUUUGUGUGCGCCCUUAG